Ustilago hordei is the source of this 984-nucleotide messenger RNA. RefSeq lists its product as uncharacterized. The record is from RefSeq and is a predicted model, not a curated record. Gene Ontology annotation, cellular component: nucleus. Lineage: Eukaryota; Fungi; Basidiomycota; Ustilaginomycetes; Ustilaginales; Ustilaginaceae. The transcript is spliced from 5 exons. Gene Ontology annotation, molecular function: 3'-5'-RNA exonuclease activity. Gene Ontology annotation, biological process: U6 snRNA 3'-end processing. Bases 1 to 984 code for a protein of 327 amino acids.
AUGAGCGGGGCUCUUGCUGGCCUGUCACAGUAUGCGAACUCCGACUCGGAUGCUGAAUCGGCUUCUGAUGGCGACGAGGUCAAGGUCAAGUCAAAGUUGAGCCGACCUGAAGCCCUAACUCCUCUCAAAAUCACAAAGAUAGGUCCAACUGCAAGUACAGCCCCAGCCAACCUUCCUCUCAAACGAGUAACAAAAAGGAAACUGCCGCCCCUCGAGGCGGACAGCUUGCAACGACAGGAUGACGAUUCACCCAGCGACUUGACCCCGGCGCCAGCCAGCAACAGCUCAAAGAAGGUCGCACGCGGAGAUUGGCUGUGCUACUGCUUUGUGGAUGUACCUUUGGACCCCUCUUCGAGCGCCUUGAUACGAGACUGCCACAAACACCUUCAAGAGCAGCUCGGAACAAGUCACACUUUGCUGGAUCUAAUACAUUCAGAUGCCAGUCCUGGAGCCGACCCCGCGGAAGAAGCAGGAUAUUUGCACGUCUCUCUCACACGUCCGUUCACGGUACGAAGCUCCGAACGGGACGAGUACGCUAAGAUUGCAAAGGCAGAGUUGCAAAGGCUCAAGGAAACGAUAGGCAGGAAUAGCUUUCCUUUCUCCUUCUCAAGGAUUGCCUAUUUGAACAACGACGAUGCUUCGAGACACUUCAUGGUGCUUGAGGUUGGCUCGGGGCGCGAUCAGUUCCACAAACUGUCAACAGCGCUGAGUAAAGUGCUCCAUAGAGCCUUCCGCGCCAAAGCGUACUACGAAGAAGCUCGCUUUCACGCGAGCACAUCAUGUCUGGAGAUCACAAAGACCUUGGAUGAUGAUGCCGAACCGCCAGAACUGAGAGAAGCAGGAGAAGCGCUCGGUCCUCGCUUCAGUGACAUCGUCAACGACGUCGAGAAAAAGUGGGGUCCGCAACUGCGCAAACAUCCCCCCACCUGGGCCGCGCGUGUCGGCAUUCAAGUCGCUAACAGGAUCACCUAUGUAGAUCUCUGA